UAGUUCAUGCAGACUUCAGCACAGGGUGGAGUUCGUCAACGUCGCCAACGAUGAAUAGACUGCUGUAAAUGCAAGUUAGUGCAUGAUCACAUGUAUGUUUUUUGAGGUUCGUAGAAGUGUAACAGAUAUUUUGACAUCAACACUGAACAAUUAAGCAGGACGUCGUUUGGUUCUAACUCAACGCAGAAAUAGUUGUUUGUUCAUUUUUUCACCAAACAGAGACCGGAGUAAUUUAAUCAGCACCAUACAGGAGAAUAAAUCAUAUUUCUAAAAUAUGAAUAAUCUAAACAACAGUAUUCUUGCUACGUUGGUCGUGCUGCUUUUAUGGCGAGUGAAAGAAAUCGCCGAAGCUUGCAGUUGCUCUCCGAUGCAUCCUCAACAGGCAUUUUGUAACGCAGACGUCGUCAUCAGAGCUAAGGUGGUUGGACGGAAGGAGAUAGCCUCUGGGAAUGAUGUCUAUGGCAACCCCAUCAAGAGGAUCCAGUAUGACAUCAAACAGACCAAAAUGUUUAAGGGUCCUGAUCAGGCUGUAGAAGCCAUCUUCACAGCGCCAACUUCUGCCAUGUGUGGUGUGAAUCUGGAGCAUGACAGCAAGGAGUACCUGAUCACAGGCAAGAUGGAGUCUGAUGGUGUGCAUGUGACACUCUGUGACUUUGUGGAGCCAUGGAGUGACCUAACUCACACUCAAACACUCAGCCUGAACCAGCGCUAUCAGUCAGGCUGUGACUGCCGGAUUGUGAGAUGCCAGACCUUGCCCUGCUCUAUUGGAGGCCCAGAGGAGUGCCUGUGGACAGAUUGGGUCCUAGAGGCAACUCACCGUGGCAAACAGGCUCAGUACUUCACCUGUAUCCCUCGGAGCGAUUCCUCCUGCAACUGGUACCGUGGCUCUCACGCCCCCAAGAAGGAGUUCAUGGACAUCGAGGACCCAUAGUCACAUUCGCCAACACCAGCGCCAAACAUCUGCACUCUUGCUCACACAUACAUACAUACACACAUACACAAACACACACAGAACAUUAGCACAACCUGACUCUUUGAACAGAUGCCUGUUUUUGAUUAAUAAAAGUCAGAUUUACAGAAACACUUUUGAAAGUACCAAACCUUCCAUUUUGCUUAUUUUUACCCAGCUGUGUUACAGAAAAGAGAAAAAAUCAAACCAUUUUAGUAAUUUUUCCUUUUCUCAACCUUUUAACCCAGUCUAUUGUGUACAAAUGUUAUAUCCCAAUGUUUUAUACACAUGCUCACUCAAACCAACUUAGAUUAAUUGAUUCAUUUAAUUAAAUAAUCAAUUAAUUAAUUUAACAGCUGUAAUGAAAUAGCAUAUUUUAAGGGAAUGUGCAUUUUAUUUUUCUUGUCUUUUAUGUCAUACAUUUCUGCCAUUGUAAUAUUUUGCAUAUGUGGAAUGUACAGUAAAAGAUUAGUUGUAAAUUGUAUACUACACUGUGCCACAGACCAACUCGCAGAGGAUAUGGCAUUAAUUUAUACUUUUAGUGCUAGUAUUUGCAGGAUUUGUGUGUAUUUAUAAAAUAAGCAUCGCCCCUAAGAGUUAGCUCAGCAUAAACAGAUUCUGUUUCAUGUCGGUCAGAUGGUACCCCUCACUUUCCCUUUUAUUUCACAUAGUUGAGUUAUUUCACUGAAUUGGGCAUAUUGUGGAUCAGUGGACUGAAAGCUAUUUAGCCAAGCCACAUGCACAUCGUCAACCAUCCUGGUCCUCAGUCCUAUAAAAUAGGGGUAAUUUGGAGAAACCUCUGAAAGUUCUUUUGCCAAUUCAGUUAUACGUAUGUAAUAUAAUAGAUGCAAUUUGAUAAAAAGCAAUUUAAUAGAACAUAAUUAUAGUAUCAUAUAACAAAGAGCCUACAAGGAUUCCAACAGGAACCUUUGAAGGUUUUUAGAUGUUUGCAGAAUACUUGAGGAACCUUUGAAGGUGAAGAACCUAGAAGAGUUUUCCUACAAACAAGCAAUUGAGGUCUAUUUUGAAGCUUAAAUGCUAUGAUGGACACGAAGGACUAGUAAAUUACUUUUCUCUGUGGCGGAAUGCAGUUACUAGCAGACUAAUUUUGUAGAGCCAGACUGCACUUCCGGAUGAGAAAUCACAAGGGGCAACUAGAAUUUAAAAAUUUGGUAGUGGAUUUUAAGGAAAACAGAUGCAGGUUCAGUUGGCUUUCCUAAAAUACUGUCCAAAACAUGAUGAGACCACCACUUAUAAUUACAGUGUUGGUCUUUGAGAAUCAGCAUCACUACUGACAUAAUAUGGUGAAUUGGUUUAGAAAUGGUAAAGUCAGUUUAUCGUCCAUCCACAUCUUCAUAAAAAAGAACCCUUCUCAGCAGACCCCAGUCAUAGCAUUUCAGAUAAGUCUGGCCCUGCCACUCGUGUGCAGUCAUGUUGAUUAUUGUGUUAUCCUUGAGCCUUAACAUGUCUCUUAAGGCACACAUGGUGGAUUCUGAGUUAAUGCAGUCACUUUUUAAAAAAAGAUGGCUCACACCUGACCAAAAUCUUCCUGUCAGGCAGAAGUCUGCAUUAGAUCCAGCCCUCUAGCCCUUGAGAGAACUUGAGGGUCUCAGCACUUGUCCAAGUAAAACUAUUAAAUGUAGCCUAUACUCCCUUCGCAACAAUGCCUAUUUGACCAUGAUGAAGCAUUAAGUGUAAACUUUUUUAGUCGUUUUUAUUCAAUUUCUGUAUUCUUGAGUAAUGUUUCUAAAGACUUGGUCGAUCCAUGUUUUCAGAUACAUUGGCCUUUCUUGUACAUUUUGUGUGUUUUUAUGAAGCAAUGUAUGUCUUAGCAUUAGCAGUAGUGAGAGAUGUCUCAUGCUGGUACUACAUGAGACGGAGGUCUGAAGCUAGACCAUGCAUGCCUACACUUUCCAGUAUUAUUCCAAACUGUAUGGAUGCCUAUGGUGUUGAGAAAUAAAAACAUUUUUUUAAAUCA
This is a messenger RNA of Alosa alosa (allis shad), 2927 nucleotides long. RefSeq names its product TIMP metallopeptidase inhibitor 2b (gene timp2b). Gene Ontology annotation, cellular component: extracellular matrix. The transcript has 5 exons. Gene Ontology annotation, biological process: negative regulation of membrane protein ectodomain proteolysis; negative regulation of endopeptidase activity. The record is from RefSeq and is a predicted model, not a curated record. Lineage: Eukaryota; Metazoa; Chordata; Actinopteri; Clupeiformes; Clupeidae. Gene Ontology annotation, molecular function: protease binding; metalloendopeptidase inhibitor activity. The coding region runs from base 275 to 931 and encodes 218 amino acids.